This is a messenger RNA of Corythoichthys intestinalis (scribbled pipefish), 1815 nucleotides long. Its product is annotated as sal-like protein 1. The coding region runs from base 300 to 875 and encodes 191 amino acids. Lineage: Eukaryota; Metazoa; Chordata; Actinopteri; Syngnathiformes; Syngnathidae. Gene Ontology annotation, biological process: regulation of transcription by RNA polymerase II. The record is from RefSeq and is a predicted model, not a curated record. Gene Ontology annotation, molecular function: DNA-binding transcription factor activity, RNA polymerase II-specific; sequence-specific DNA binding. The transcript is spliced from 2 exons. Gene Ontology annotation, cellular component: nucleus.
UCCGUCGACAUCUAUCUGCGCACGCGCGCCGCCAUCUGGUUGCUAGGACACACGCGAUCAGUUGCCCGUGCUAAGAAAAACGUGCUCGGCAACAAGUUGCUUUUUGUUCUAAGUUAUCCCACAAAGUUCGCGACGCAGGAGGUCUAGAACUACUUGACUGGAACCAAUUCGAAAGAUUUGGACUGUCCAUCUUCAAGUGAUUUUGUGUGCGUUGAAGCUUCGCAGCCAAGUUAGCUUAGCUUAGCUUGCGAACAAAGAACAACGUGAACAUCAAGUUGGAGUCUCCUCAUGUGUGCAAAAUGCGUGCAAGAAGGUCGCCAGCGGCAAAGUUCGAGGCGGAAAUUUGUGCCGCAAAAGCUCAGCGUCGACAUCAGCUCUCGACUGCUUGCAAAAUGCAAGUAAAAGUUGUUCUUCGCAGACUAGCAGGUUUCAGCAAAUAUCUUGGUCCUGAUGCUCAACAGCUAAAGAGCGAAGUACAACAUCCAAUCAGAAAGGAGGAGGUAGCGCUGCCAUACGUUAAAGAGGAGGAUGAUAUCACCAUGUCGAGUGGUGAGCCCUCGAAUGGCGAGGAUGGUCCGAGUGAGGUUAGCAGAGGGACGGAGCCUCAAAGCGGCAGCAGCAGCUCAACAAAAGGACACAUUUUCAUUGCACCGUCAGAUAGAAAAGGCACCACGUCACAUUCCCCUUACAAAGAUGGUGGUCAGAAGAAAUCUCACGGUGACGGCCAACUCUGCAAAUGCUCUCAGUGUGAGAAAACCUUUUCUAAUAACUAUGCUUGUCGUAAGCGUAUGAGGAGCCACACUGACGAAAAACCUUUUGUCUGCUCAGUUUGUGGCCAAAGAUUCAGUCGAAAGGGUGUCUUAAAGUGCUUGUGACACGAAAAAGCAUGUUUAUUUCAUAAUACACGCGGUAUUUUAUGCUCCUGAAUGAUAUGGACCGCUUGGAUGUGUGUGGAAGCGAUCGCUAUAUUUAUUUAGUUUUUUGAAUCCCGCGCCAGGAAAAUGAGUGACUUCCGGCUUCGGUCUCGCAUUGAGGAGGAGGGCGCUGUGACGUGUACGGUAGAAGACGUCCUCUUCACGCUACAGUGUACUGUUGUGUAUGAGGACGAAGGAUUCAGCUGAUUUUGCGGAUUAAUACUUUUAUUUUUUGCAUCACGCCAGCCAAACGGCUGCAGAAAAAUCAUUCUGUAUGCGGGAGAGGCGUAUGCGCCUUUUUGGAGUUUCAAAAGGUUCCCAUUCACCAUGGAUAUUUACUGUGGGACCAUUGGACUUACAAGGAAGUGAGUAAACAUCUUGUUUUGUAUUAUGUCAAAUACGAAUACAGUGAUUACAAAGUAAACACUAUAAAAUUCCUUUAAAUAAAGGACUACUUACGUUUGAUCAUUGAUAGGCAUGUAAAAAGCUAUCCUCACGCUCAUUAGCAGUUAGCUGUUAGCACGUUAGCUACACAACAAUUCCAGCCACCCUCCUCCAGGGAACGAACUGUAAAUUGCUCUCCGCCGGGCGGUUUGACGAUCCGCAAAGAAACUCGACAACCGGGUCGUCAUGUCAAAUAAUCCAGGCUAGUUAUGUGUGAUUUUCCACUUCGAAGACUUUGAAACAUCCCUCGGUUCGGGUUAGCAUGUCGGCUAGCUGUCACUCCUUCUGGUCUGUUUACAUUCUCUGAAGCCGGGGAAGGGAAAUGACAUAUGUCCGAUUUAGGUGUCAUAAAAUAUCGUUCGGCAGGUGUGACAGUAAAGAUAAAGUCGACUGUUUUGACCAUUAUGGAGUAAUUUUGCCAUGUCGUCUUGAAUAAAUGGAUUUUUAUUAUUUUAUA